Molecule: messenger RNA, 2904 nt
Organism: Seriola dumerili (greater amberjack)
Lineage: Eukaryota; Metazoa; Chordata; Actinopteri; Carangiformes; Carangidae
Gene: phex
Product: phosphate regulating endopeptidase homolog X-linked
Exons: 22
Coding region: 46-2283 (745 amino acids)
Biological process (GO): protein processing
Cellular component (GO): plasma membrane
Molecular function (GO): metalloendopeptidase activity
Source: RefSeq, a predicted model, not a curated record
GUGUGUGUGUGUGUGUGUGUGUGUUGUGUGUGAUAUAGUAAAGUCAUGGAGCUGGAGCGUUUAGGCGGCGGUGGGGUUAAACCUGAGAAGGGUAACACUCGUCUCUACAGGAUAGCACUGGCCAUGUGUGUGUGUCUCUGUGCUGUUCUUCUGCUUGCACUCAUACUGGUCUCUCAAAAGUCCAGUCAGGAGGAGUUCUGUUUGAGUCCAGAGUGCAUCGAAGCAGCGGGGUCUAUUUUAAGUAAAAUGGAUCGGUCUGUUGACCCCUGCGAGGACUUCUAUAGUUUUUCCUGUGGUGGUUGGCUGAAGGAGAACCCGAUCCCUGAAGAUUCCUCCUCAUAUGGCAUCUACCCCUGGCUGCGACAGCAUGUCGACAUCCAACUCAAAGAGUUACUGGAAGCUCCAUCAGACCCUGAUGAACUGGAGGCAGUGACCAAAGCUAAGAUCCUCUACCGCUCCUGUAUAAACGAGGCUGUGCUGGAGAAGGUGGACACUAAACCGAUGCUGAAAACACUGAGGCAGGCAGAGUUUCGGUGGCCUGUUGUCGGGGAGGGGCUUGGCGGGGAGUAUCAGUGGUCGGCGGCUCAGUGGAGCCUCCUGAAGACCGUGGCUGAGAUGAGGAACCAGCACAGUAAGAGCGUUCUGAUUCGCCUGUACGUCUCCCCUGACGACAAGAACUCCUCACUCCACAUCAUCAAGCUCGACCAGGCAUCCUUGUCUCUGCCCUCCAGGGAGGACUACAUCACCAACACUUCCUCUGCACAGGCAUACCGUGCGGCCUUGCUCAGCUUGAUGGUGGACACAGCCGUCAUGCUGGGCGCUCCAGAGAAAGCAGCACUGACCCAGAUGGAAAAGGCUCUUGCCUUCGAGACCAAACUGGCUCAUAUCCUGAUUCCCUAUGAAAACCGCACCAGUGAGAACAUGUACAACAGAUACACACUCUCCCGCCUGCAGCGCUCCAUACCACAGUUUGACUGGCUGGGUUUUGUGAAAGCUGUGGUGGAGUCUAAAAGCGACCCGUCUCGGUCCAUCCCCUCCUCCGAGCCCGUCAUCGUCCGAGCCCCGCAGUACUUCAAGGAACUUUUCAAGCUCAUUAACAGCACAGACCCCAGGACUGUAGCAAACUACGUACAGUGGAGGACGGUGUUCUCCAGGAUCACCACUCUGAGUCGUCGUUUCCUUUACAGAUACCUCGACUACGCUCGGGUCACCACGGGAACCACGUCUCUGACCCCGCGCUGGGACAAGUGUGUGAACUACGUCGAGAACUCGCUUGUUUAUGCCGCUGGGCGCCUUUUUGUCAACACACACUUCCAGGAGGACAAGAAACACAUGAUGGAGGAGCUGAUCAAGGGUAUUCGCUGGGCGUUCAUCGACAUUCUGCAGAAAGAGAAUGAGUGGAUGGAUCAACCAACGAAGAACAGAGCCAUAGAUAAGGCUCAUGCAGUCCUGGCGAAGGUUGGCUACCCCGAGUUUAUUCUGAAUGACACCUACCUCAACGAGGAUCUGAAGGAGCUAAAGUUCGAUGAGACGGAUUACUACGGUAACGUGAUGCAGACGCUGAAGUUGAUCGCUCAAAUUGAUAUCGCUUGGCUUCGAAAGAGCGUGCCACGUACGGAGUGGUUUACAAACCCAACAACUGUGAACGCCUUCUACAGUUCUUCCACGAAUCAAAUCAGAUUUCCUGCUGGAGAGCUUCAAAAACCUUUCUUCUGGGGAAGAGAGUACCCAAGAGCUUUAAGUUAUGGUGCCAUCGGGGUGAUAGUGGGACAUGAGUUAACACACGGCUUUGACAAUAACGGUCGCAAGUAUGACAAAAACGGAAACCUUGACCAGUGGUGGAGCAACUCGUCCGUCACAGCCUUCAAUGAGAAGACCCAGUGUAUGAUAGAGCAGUAUAAUGGCUACCACUGGGAGGAGGCAGGCCUGAAUGUGCGGGGUAAGAGGACUUUAGCAGAAAACAUAGCAGACAAUGGAGGAAUAAGAGAAGCAUUCAGGGCAUACAGACGGUGGGUUGACGAGAGCAGAGGUGGUGUGGAGGAGCCUCUGCUUCCUGGAGUCGGACUGAAUAACAACCAACUGUUCUUCCUGAGCUACGCACAUGUGAGAUGUAACUCAUACAGACCAGAAGCAGCCAGGGACCAGAUCCAGAGUGGAGCCCACAGUCCACCAAAAUACAGAGUUGUCGGAGCAAUGAGUAACUAUGAAGAGUUUCGGAAAGUGUUCAGCUGUCCUGAGUCGUCGGUUAUGAACCGGGGGGCAAAGUCCUGUCGGGUGUGGUGACCUUUGACCUCAGCUUCACCGUGAACAUGGCCAGAGCUGUCAGCAGGACACCUGUUGAAAAGGCUGAUAGUGCUGGAGCCAACAUAGUUUACAUGAUGUGGGAGCAAUGAAAAGAUGAAGAGUUGUUAACUCAUAGACAUGUUAGCGACUGAAGACCACUUUUAAUUGGAUAUUGUACAGUAUAUUAUUACUACUACAACAAAGUUGCAAUGUUGUUUUUUACAGAUACAUUUACUGCAUAUGUUGCUGUUACUGCAUAAAUUAUGACUGAAGCCAUAGUUUAUGAAUUAUAUAUUAGAAAAAGGCUGUUUUUGUACAGACGUGCAACAAUAACAGACGUACAGUAUAAAUACUGUAAGUGUGACUAGUUAAAGAUGGAGCCUUUCUUAUGGGAAUAAAUAAUUUAUACAUUAAAGGUACCAAUGACUGGAACGUCGUAUUUUUGAACAGGAACAUUUUUUCCGAUGUUGCGGUAACUGUGGGAAGCAGAAAUAUAUCAGGUCAACAUCUGCAUAUAUUCAUUAGCAGCCUUGUCGAUGAUUUCCCAGCAUCCCAGAAAAAAGAUUUUAAUUCAUGUUUGAACAUAAAUAUGAGCCAAAAAAAGCAGCAAACAAUACAAAA